Arctia plantaginis is the source of this 366-nucleotide messenger RNA. The record is from the annotation of a GenBank genome assembly. Lineage: Eukaryota; Metazoa; Arthropoda; Insecta; Lepidoptera; Erebidae.
AUGCGGGACGGUAAAAUAGUUGCGGCAGACUGGUUCAUACUCGUUCCUAAAACCAACAGGAAAGGCAAUAAGAAGGAUGUUGAAUCAGUUGUAGAAGUGGGAGAGAGAGAGAGAGCUCAAUGUUGUUGUCCCGCUUUCAUGACUUAUGACUGGGUCUGCAUCGAUUUUUUUUCGGAUUGUCUGGUUUCGUGGGAAUCGUUUUCCGGUACGCCUAAUAUAAAUCGUCUCAAGAAGACUAGGUUCUUCAGAUCUCGACCCGUGUACGAGAGUAAUGUUCAGUUAGUUAGACUCCAUUGCGUAGUGAGCUUGAAAUUGAAACCAGUGAUACACAUCUGUAAACAUGUCGCAAGAAAAAUCCACUUUUGA